This is a messenger RNA of Balaenoptera ricei (Rice's whale), 1635 nucleotides long. Its product is annotated as broad substrate specificity ATP-binding cassette transporter ABCG2-like. Gene Ontology annotation, cellular component: plasma membrane. Lineage: Eukaryota; Metazoa; Chordata; Mammalia; Artiodactyla; Balaenopteridae. Gene Ontology annotation, molecular function: ABC-type transporter activity. The record is from RefSeq and is a predicted model, not a curated record.
GCGGCAGAUUCCAAGGUUGGAACUCAGUUUAUCCGUGGUGUGUCUGGAGGAGAAAGAAAAAGGACUAGUAUUGCAAUGGAGCUUAUUACUGAUCCAUCCAUCUUGUUCCUGGAUGAGCCCACAACUGGCUUAGAUUCAAGCACAGCAAAUGCUGUCCUUUUGCUUCUGAAGAGGAUGUCUAAACAAGGACGGGCAAUCAUUUUCUCCAUUCAUCAGCCUCGUUAUUCCAUCUUCAAGUUCUUUGAUAGCCUUACCUUGUUGGCCUCAGGAUGAUUAAUGUUCCACGGGCCUGCUCAGGAGGCCUUGGGUUACUUUCCAUCCACUGGUUACCACUGUGAGCCCUAUAAUAACCCUGCAGACUUCUUCCUGGACGUCAUUAAUGGAGACUCCUGUGCCGUGGUGUUAAACAGAGAAGACACAGAUGGUGAAGCCAAGGAGACUGAAGAGCCUUCCAAGAAAGAUACUCCGCUCAUAGGAAAAUUAACUGAGUUUUAUGCCAACUCCUCCUUCUUCAAGGAAACAGAAGUUGAGUUAGAUCAACUCUCAGGGGGUCAGAAGAAGAAGAAUAUCUCAGUCUACAAGGAGAUCACCUAUGCCACCUCCUUCUGUCAUCAGCUCAGAUGGAUUUCCAGGCGUUCAUUCAAAAACUUACUGGGUAAUCCCCAGGCUUCUAUAGCUCAGAUAAUUGUAACAGUCAUCCUGGGACUGGUUAUAGGUGCCAUUUUCUAUCUAAAAAAUGAUCCUACAGGAAUCCAGAACAGAGCCGGGGUGCUCUUCUUCCUGACCACCAACCAGUGUUUCAGCAGUGUGUCAGCCGUGGAGCUCCUGGUGGUCGAGAAGAAGCUCUUCAUACAUGAAUAUAUCAGUGGAUACUACAGAGUGUCAUCUUACUUCUUUGGAACACUGUUAUCUGAUUUACUCCCCAUGAGGAUGUUACCAAGUAUUAUAUUUACUAGUAUAACAUACUUCCUGUUAGGAUUGAAACCACAGGUGGAGGCCUUCUUCAUCAUGAUGUUUACCGUGAUGAUGGUGGCUUAUUCAGCCAGUUCAAUGGCACUGGCCAUAGUAGUAGGUCAGAGCGUGGUAUCCAUAGCAACGCUCCUCACGACCAUCUCUUUUGUGUUUAUGAUGAUAUUUUCAGGGCUGUUGGUAAAUCUCAGAACCGUUGUGCCUUGGCUCUCGUGGCUUCAGUACUUCAGCAUUCCUCGAUAUGGCUUUGGCUUUGCGGCUUUGCAGCAUAAUGAAUUUCUCGGACAGAACUUCUGCCCAGGACUCAAUGUAACAACAAACAGUACCUAUAGCUAUGCAAUAUGUACUGGCAAAGAAUUUCUGGAAAACCAGGGCAUCGAUCUCUCACCUUGGGGCCUGCGGAGGAAUCACGUAGCCUUGGCAUGCAUGAUUGUUAUCUUCCUUACAGUUGCCUACCUGAAAUUGUUAUUCCUUAAAAAAUUUUUCCUAAAUUUCUCUUUAAUUCACAUGAUUUACCCCACAUUAAAAAGGAAGCAUCUUGAUUUCAGUUGGAUGUCAGGGAGCGGCUCUCAGCUGAUCCCCAGCGGAGAGCUGUGUGCAGUGGUGGAGUGCUUCCGCCACAUUCCCCAGGGCCCCUGUGGCAGGAUGGAGCGGACUAAGGCCUGA